This is a messenger RNA of Nanorana parkeri, 294 nucleotides long. RefSeq names its product isoleucine--tRNA ligase, cytoplasmic-like. Gene Ontology annotation, biological process: isoleucyl-tRNA aminoacylation. Bases 8 to 292 code for a protein of 94 amino acids. NCBI's taxonomy places the organism in Eukaryota, Metazoa, Chordata, Amphibia, Anura, Dicroglossidae. The record is from RefSeq and is a predicted model, not a curated record. Gene Ontology annotation, molecular function: isoleucine-tRNA ligase activity; ATP binding. The transcript is spliced from 2 exons.
CUCUGUCAUGGAUCUGAAGGUUCCGGAGACGAUCCAUUUCCCGGCUGAGGAGGAGAAGAUUCUGGAAUUGUGGAAAUCUUUGGAUUGUUUCCAGGAAUGUCUGAAGCAAUCGAAGAAUAAACCGCGAUACACUUUCUACGAUGGGCCUCCAUUUGCUACCGGCCUCCCACACUAUGGCCACAUUCUGGCCGGCACCAUAAAGGACAUCGUGACCAGAUUCUCACACCAGAGCGGAUUCUACGUGGAGAGACGCUUCGGCUGGGACUGUCAUGGCCUCCCCGUGGUAUGUUAGGA